AUGGGGGUCGGUAACGGCAAGGGGCAGGGCAACGGGCAGGGGCAGGGGCAGGGUAAGGGAAAGGGGAAUGGCGGAACCAAGGGGAAGGGCAAGGGCAAGGGGAAUGGCGGAGGUAAGGGGAAGGGGAAGGGGAACGGGCAGGGGAACGGGCAGGGGAACGGGCAGGGGAACAGUACAGACAGUGGUAGCCCCGCAGGCGUGGCAACAACUGCCAGCUCGCGAGUGAUGGGGAUGAUGGGGGUAGGCAACGGCAAGGGGCAGGGCAAUGGGCAGGGGCAGGGGAAUGGGCAGGGGCGGGGCAACGGGCAGGGACAGGGCAAUGGGAAGGGGAAUGGGAGGGGGCUUGGGUGGGGUAAGCGCGGGAAGAGUGCGGGUGGCGUGUUGGCGCAGCUGAGGGGCAGCAGUGUGGCGGCUGAUGCGCUGACAGCCCCUGGCGAUGCCAACGCCACUGGCGUCCUCGAAAUCACCCUCCUCCCGAACGGCACGGACUACGACGUGGCCUUCACGGCGCGCAUCUCCCUCUCGACUGACGCCGCCCCCACGGCGCUCACUCUCAACAGCGGCAGCGCUGCCACCACUGGCCUGACUCUGCUGGACUUUUCCACGGCCACGGGUGCGGACGGCGCGUCCCCCCCUGCGUGGACCAGCGCUGCCCCGGCCUCCCCUGGCAGCGGCCCCAUGGGGCGUGCGUGGGGCCGCCUGCAGCGCGCAGUGGGGCGCUCUGCGCGCACGGCAGGGCUGCACACCUUCACUCUCACGGGCGUGUGGCGCGCCGCGGCCACCGUGGCUGCCGCUGACGGCGUGCAGACGGUGAAGGACGUGGCGCUGGCGGUUGUGGCACAGCCCCCCACCUUCUUUGCUCUCGUCGCUUCCCCCGGGUUUGAGGCGGGUUCUGCUAGGGGGCAGUUCCAGAAGGCGCCCAAAGGAUGGGCAUUCGGCCUCAGGAACUAA
Molecule: messenger RNA, 951 nt
Organism: Closterium sp. Naga37s-1
Lineage: Eukaryota; Viridiplantae; Streptophyta; Zygnematophyceae; Desmidiales; Closteriaceae
Source: the annotation of a GenBank genome assembly